AUGAGUGAAGAAACCAAUACCAAUCCCGCAACAGAACUUUUACCAUUUGAAGUGAUAGAUAAAACAAUUAAUCAACAAAUUUGGAUCAUAACAGACAGUAAAAGAGAAUACACCGGUAAAUUGGUUGGAUUUGAUGAUUUUGUAAAUGUUAUAUUGAAGGAUUGCGUAGAAUAUUAUAACAACGAAAAGAUAAAUGAGUUUAUUGAUGGUAAAGAAACGCUAAUAAAUGGCCAAAACAUUACUCUAUUGGUACCUGGUGAAAGACAAGAAAUGUAUUGA
Saccharomycodes ludwigii is the source of this 279-nucleotide messenger RNA. RefSeq names its product RNA-binding protein LSM5 (gene LSM5). Bases 1 to 279 code for a protein of 92 amino acids. Gene Ontology annotation, cellular component: U4/U6 x U5 tri-snRNP complex; Lsm1-7-Pat1 complex; U6 snRNP. Gene Ontology annotation, biological process: mRNA splicing, via spliceosome. Gene Ontology annotation, molecular function: RNA binding. The transcript has a single exon. The record is from RefSeq and is a predicted model, not a curated record. Lineage: Eukaryota; Fungi; Ascomycota; Saccharomycetes; Saccharomycodales; Saccharomycodaceae.